Molecule: messenger RNA, 2915 nt
Organism: Sphaeramia orbicularis (orbiculate cardinalfish)
Lineage: Eukaryota; Metazoa; Chordata; Actinopteri; Kurtiformes; Apogonidae
Gene: ap1m1
Product: adaptor related protein complex 1 subunit mu 1
Exons: 13
Coding region: 162-1433 (423 amino acids)
Biological process (GO): vesicle-mediated transport; intracellular protein transport
Cellular component (GO): clathrin adaptor complex
Source: RefSeq, a predicted model, not a curated record
AUGCAGUUAAAUAAGGGAAGGGUCUCUUUCCUAUUUAUUUCAUUUCAGUAUUAUGAAUGAAAGUGUGUUCUUAGAUUUUAGCCCAGAGAUUGAUAUUAUUCAGCACUGUUAAUAGUAGUUGCUAGGACGAGCUUUCCUAAGCUCGUAUACAUUAGUUCAAGAUGUCAGCAAGUGCUGUUUAUGUCUUGGAUUUAAAAGGAAAGGUGCUGGUGUGCCGAAAUUACCGUGGAGAUGUGGACAUGUCAGAGAUUGAGCAUUUCAUGACCCUUUUGAUGGACAAGGAGGAGGAAGGGACACUGUCACCAAUCCUUGCCCAUGGGGGAGUUCGUUUUAUGUGGAUCAAACACAAUAACCUUUACUUGGUUGCAACAUCUAAGAAAAAUGCAAGCGUUUCUCUGGUCUUCUCCUUUUUGUACAAAAUUGUUCAGGUUUUCUCAGAGUAUUUCAAAGAAUUGGAGGAGGAGAGCAUCAGGGACAACUUUGUCAUCAUAUACGAGCUGAUGGAUGAGCUCAUGGAUUUUGGCUACCCCCAAACCACUGACAGCAAGAUUUUGCAAGAAUACAUCACCCAGGAGGGACACAAGCUCGACACCGGCGCCCCCCGUCCCCCUGCCACAGUCACCAACGCCGUCUCCUGGAGGUCAGAGGGCAUCAAGUACAGGAAGAAUGAGGUCUUCCUGGACGUCAUUGAAUCAGUCAACCUUUUGGUUAGUGCCAAUGGUAAUGUUCUUCGCAGUGAGAUUGUUGGGUCCAUUAAGAUGCGUGUCUUCCUGUCUGGUAUGCCCGAGUUACGACUGGGCCUCAACGACAAGGUUCUGUUUGAAAAUACUGGACGUGGAAAGAGUAAAUCUGUAGAGCUGGAGGAUGUCAAGUUUCACCAGUGUGUGCGUUUAUCUCGCUUCGAGAACGAUCGCACAAUCUCCUUCAUCCCUCCUGAUGGAGAGUUUGAACUCAUGUCAUACCGCCUCAACACUCAUGUAAAGCCCUUGAUCUGGAUUGAAUCAGUCAUUGAGAAACAUUCCCACAGCCGCAUUGAGUACAUGAUCAAGGCGAAGAGUCAGUUCAAAAGGCGUUCUACAGCCAACAACGUGGAGAUUCACAUUCCUGUGCCAACGGAUGCUGACUCACCCAAAUUCAAGACCACAGUGGGCAGCGUGAAGUGGGUGCCUGAGAACAGUGAGAUCGUCUGGUCAAUCAAGUCUUUCCCCGGGGGUAAAGAGUAUUUGAUGCGAGCUCACUUUGGCCUGCCCAGCGUAGAAGCCGAAGACAAGGAGGGGAAGCCGCCAAUCAGUGUCAAGUUUGAAAUCCCGUACUUUACCACCUCAGGCAUUCAGGUGCGUUACCUGAAGAUCAUCGAGAAGAGCGGCUAUCAGGCCUUGCCGUGGGUGCGCUACAUCACUCAAAAUGGAGAUUACCAGCUCCGGACCCAGUAGGCAGCAGCGCCUCAGCAGGCGGUGGGCAGGUGGAAAUCUGAGGGGGCGGAGUCGAACCGCUAAUGCGCUAGCAAAGGCAGGUGUCAGUCACAAGACCAGAGGACUGUCAGUAUCAGCAUUUAUUUUAUUAUUUUUUUUUUUUUUGUUAUUUUUAAUUUCUGAUCAAUGCAAGUAUUAGAUAGGGCCUUUGAUUAAGCGGCGUUAGAAAGACAUGAUGUACUGUUGUGUGGCCAACAAAAGAGGAGUAAUGUUUACAUCCAAGCGAUACACUGAGUUGUACACAAUCAGUGAGUUAAAUGGGUUAAAAACACAUGUUACAAUUCUCUCAAGUUACUGUAAGUGCUCCACACACUCACCCGUCAAUCUAAAUCGACGUAUUUUUUUAUAUGAAGCUGCUUUGUUCUGCCACCGCUUCUAUUCGCUGAUUAUCUGUAUAUAUUUGUUACAUGUAAUGAACUUGAAUUCAGUGUUAGGCCCAUCUCAUAUCUGCCGUUAUUGAAUGUUUUUUAAUUUUUUCUCAUGAUCCGGUCAGAAGGGGACAGCUCUAAGUACAUCUAUUCACACCUGUUUUUUCUCCGUAUAAUACAACAUAAUCGCGUAACAUUUAGCCGAAGCGUUCGUCUCCUGCAGGCGUUUUGGAAGCAGAACAAGCUGUCAAGGUUAAGACCGGCUUUGUAACGUUUAUAUGUAAAUGCAUUAGGAAUAAAGAAACUGUCAAAGGAGCGAUGAUGAUACAUGACACGUUUUGGGGAUUUUUCAUGUAUAUAUAUAAAAAACUGAUUGUGCAGAUUUUAAGGUGGAAUGGUUUCUUUCCUGUUAUAUGAAUAUCAGUAUGACAACUUAAAGCUUCUCUCACACAACAGACGGUUUAGUGAUCCCCAAGUGGUUAAAUACAUGUAUGAAUUUCAACUGGAUUAUGUGACCUGUGAAGAUUUCAAUAUCUUCAGUUGGAGGAAAAAGUGUGAGGAAGCAGUUCAUAUAUAAAGCACUUACACAUACGUCUGUAGGCUUUGAACAUUUACACAUCUGCAAAACAUUGCCAGAUUAGAAUUUCUAAUAAAAAAAUCUGCACAUUCUUACAAGUACUGGCAGUCCUUAAACUCGAUUAACAGUGCCAAGUUGUCCAUUUCUAAUCCGGUUCUUUCUUGUACUUGGAGCUGUCCACUUGUGUUUCAGAUGCUGAAAAGAACAUGUUAAUGCCACGUCUGAACAUGGCCUUAGUUACAUAAAAGCAAAGUUGUGUUUUUGUAGUAUCACCUCUGUCUCAUGCCAUCGAUAACAUGCCAUAGCGAAGCCCUCCCGUGGCUGUUGUACUUGUGACUUUGAUAUUCAGCUUGGCAGAGAAACGUAAAACGGUCGGUGAGUUUCAGUUGCACAGUAAACAACACACCCGUUGUUUAGAAUCCCUCUUUUCCACCCGACACCUGUUUCCCUUCCCCUGUCUGUAACCACACUGUUUUAAAUCAUUAAAUUUCUAUUUAG